ACUACAACCCACAUCAACCCUACACAAGUGAUUGAUCUGUGCGUGUGUAUGGUAGAUCUCUCUGACUAUGGCUUUAAUAGAAGCAUUACUCUCUGAGGGCUCCGGGACAGGUGUAUUUGGUGCCCUGCUGUUGUGUUUGGUUAUUUAUCUGUUCUCCAUCAGCUGCAGCUCUCAGGAUGGGGAAAAAAAAUAUCCUCCAGGACCCAAACCACUGCCACUGGUGGGGAACCUGCACACGCUCGACCUCAAGAAAACCUACCUGAGCCUUUGGGAGCUGUCAAAACAAUAUGGGUCAGUUUACACAGUGCACUUUGGCCCCAAAAAAGUGCUGAUAUUGUCAGGUUACAAGGCCGUCAAGCAGGCGCUAGUGAACCUUUCAGAGGAGUUUGGAGACCGAGAUAUUACUCCCAUAUUUCAUGAUUUCAACCAGGGAUAUGGGAUUGUGUUUUCCAAUGGUGAAAACUGGAGGGAAAUGAGACGCUUUGCUCUUUCGAACCUGCGAGACUUUGGAAUGGGCAAGAAAAGAAGUGAAGAGAUAAUCAUUGAAGAAACACAAUAUUUAAAAGAGGAAUUUGAGAAGUUUGAAGGAAAACCAUUUGAAACAACUCUGCCAUUAGCCAUGGCUGUUUCAAACGUCAUCUCUGCAAUUGUCUUCAGCACCAGAUUUGAAUAUAGCAACACUAAGUUACAUCGCAUGAUUAAACGAGCUUAUGAAAACAUGAGGAUGACUGGAUCAGCUUCAGUUCAGCUCUACAACAUGUUUCCUUGGAUUCGUCCUUUUGUGGCGAAUCAGAAACGUCUUAUGAACAACGUCAAAGAAACAUUCAGACAAAGCGAGGAAAUAAUAAAUGGUCUGAAGAAGACUCUGAACCCUCAGGACCCCAGAGGAAUCGCUGACUCUUUCCUGAUACGACAGCAAAAAGAUGAGGAAUCUGGCAAGACAGACUCUUUUUAUAAUUCAAAGAAUUUAUAUUGUACAACGAAUAACCUAUUUGGUGCUGGGACCGACACAACGGCCACAACACUUCGCUGGGGUCUUCUGCUCAUGGCCAAAUACCCUGAAAUACAAGCUGACGUCCAAGAUGAGAUUGACCGAGUGAUCGGUGGACGUCAGCCCACGGCGGAAGACAGGAAGAACUUACCAUAUACUGAUGCUGUGAUCCAUGAAAUCCAGAGAUUUGCAAAUGUAGCACCCCUUGGUUCCCCCCGUCAAACCACCUGUGACGUUCACCUGAAUGGAUACUUCAUCAAGAAGGGUACCAGUGUGUGGCCGCUACUGGUAUCUGUAUUGAGGGAUGAAAAUGAAUGGGAAACUCCUGACAGCUUCAACCCAAAACACUUCCUAAACGAUCAGGGCAAGUUUGUCAAAAAGGACGCCUUCAUGCCCUUCUCUGCAGGUCGCAGGGCUUGUCCUGGAGAGAGUUUGGCCAAGAUGGAGCUGUUCCUGUUCUUCACCUCCCUUCUUCAGCGUUUCCACUUCAGUCCUCCUCCUGGAGUUUCUGAAGAUGAUCUGGAUCUCAAGCCAGUCGUGGGCUUCACCCUGAACCCAGUCCCACACAAACUAUGUGCAGUCAAACGGUCUUAACAUCAUAUCUGCUGUUAAAUGUCUGUUACUCUGUUUGUUUUUGUUUUGUUUUUUUCGCUUGUAUAUUGCAUUUAUUCAUUUAGCUUUCCACUGGAAGCACAUUCAAUGUUUAUCACUUUUUAGAUAAAUAAAUAUAGUGCCUUUGCUUUUCUUAUGUUUAAAAGCAUACUAAGUAUGUAAAUACAUUUAUCACUUUAAAAUCAUGCAAAUAUUUUUAGUAAAACUGAUGAUAGCACUUAUAUUAAGUAAUGAACUUGGAAGUAAUGUGAAAAUAGUUGUAUACAGAUGCUUCCUUUAACCAGAAGAUGAGGACAGAGAAAAUAAUCAUCAAUAAAUAAAUAAACUUUUCCACA
Onychostoma macrolepis is the source of this 1938-nucleotide messenger RNA. Its product is annotated as cytochrome P450 2K6-like. The transcript is spliced from 9 exons. Lineage: Eukaryota; Metazoa; Chordata; Actinopteri; Cypriniformes; Cyprinidae. Gene Ontology annotation, cellular component: cytoplasm; intracellular membrane-bounded organelle. The coding region runs from base 68 to 1585 and encodes 505 amino acids. Gene Ontology annotation, biological process: xenobiotic metabolic process. The record is from RefSeq and is a predicted model, not a curated record. Gene Ontology annotation, molecular function: oxidoreductase activity, acting on paired donors, with incorporation or reduction of molecular oxygen, reduced flavin or flavoprotein as one donor, and incorporation of one atom of oxygen; heme binding; iron ion binding.